Anneissia japonica is the source of this 564-nucleotide messenger RNA. RefSeq lists its product as uncharacterized. The annotation marks the transcript as partial. The record is from RefSeq and is a predicted model, not a curated record. The transcript has a single exon. Lineage: Eukaryota; Metazoa; Echinodermata; Crinoidea; Comatulida; Comatulidae.
UGAUCGACCAAGAGAAGAUAGAUGUGAAAGAAAAAGGUGAUGUAGAAGAGAAACUGCAGGUGGAAGAAAGAAAAGAGAAUGAUGGAAAAAAAGAGCACAAAGAAUCAACAAUAGAUGAAAGUACGAAUGAAAUUGAGGAUGAAGUGAUGCAAGAAGACCGAGUCAUUGAUGAGAGUAUUGAUCAUGAGGACAAAGCGAUUGAUGUAAAAGAUGAAGCGAUGGAGGAAGACAAAAUCAUUGAUGAAAGCGAUUUAUUUGACACAGUUGACCAAGAAGGUGAAGACAUUGAUGUAAACACAAGGAAUCAAGACGGUGAGGAGGAUGCAGGCAACACAAAUGACCAAGAAAAUAAAGAGAAUGAUGAAAAAAUUGAGGAAGACAAAGAAGUAAUGAAAGAAGAUGCUGAUAAUGGUUGUGAAAAAGAAAAUAAAUUGUGUAGUGGAAAUGAAAAUAACAACAGUGUUUGUGAAAUAGAAAAUGGACAACAGGGUUCUGAGAAAAAGGAAGACGAUGAGUUACUAAAAAUACAAAUAAACAGUGACGGUGUAUCUACCCUUCCAGAUG